GGCCGAUAUAGUGCCUAGCGUCGACAGUCGACGCGUACAGGAAGCGCUAGAACAACGCGACCGCCGCCGCCGACGACGACGACUCAGCUACUCGCCUGGUGAUGGGGGUCGAACUGGCGCAACCGACCGCCGCCGCGGCUGCGGUGACCACCGCUGAGCAGGCUCAGGAUCUCAUCGACGCCGCUAGGUACGACGACUUGGAGGACGUCGUCGCCCUGUUCUCCGCUGGUGUCUCGCUGGACUCCACAGAUUCGCAAGGCCGCACAGCUCUUCACAUGGCUUCUGCCAAUGGUCACCUUGCUGUGGUGGAAUACUUGAUUCAAAAUGGAGCGAAUGUUAAUGCCACCAACAUGGAGAAGAACACACCACUCCACUGGGCAUGCCUUAAUGGACGUAUAGAGGUAAUCAGGGCUUUGAUCUCAGCGGGGGCUAGCGUGAGUGCUCUGAACAGCCACGAGAAAACGCCAAUGGACGAAGCGGUGACCACAGGCAAGAUGGACGUGAUCGACGCGAUCGGUGCGGCAGUAGCUCAAGCCGAGCUCGACGCCGUUACUGUCUCCUAAAAGGACCUGAUGAGUACCUGGAGCUUUGAAUGACUUGCAGCCUUGUUCUUAUCUCCCAGCGGUUCUGUCUGUAUCACUCGCGAACCUGGAUCCCCCGACGGGCCAGUAUCCGGGCAAUAUCUAUACUGACGGCAAUCGCCUGUUAGUGUCAUUGGCACGAGGACCCGACCUGUCGUUGUAAACCAGAUGUGCAGAUGUCAAAGAUCAGGAUUUUCUCCUACAAAUGUUGUAGGGCCGUUGCUUGUUCUCCCAGGCAACCUUCGUUUUCCUUUGGGUUCCCUUGGCUCCAAGUAGCAGCGAAACGGGAUCCGCACCUCCACCCUCUGUGUUUUUUUUUCUUCUCGAAAUUCAGCUUUUGUUGCCUUUAAAAUUGGAAUGCAAUGUCGUGUCCCUGUUUGAGGGUUGUUUUUAUUGAUGAAACGCUGCAAUCAAGGAUUCUCUCCACUUGGUUAGUGCUACUGUAUUGGUCUACUG
This is a messenger RNA of Zea mays, 1037 nucleotides long. Its product is annotated as Tankyrase 2. The record is from RefSeq and is marked provisional. The coding region runs from base 102 to 563 and encodes 153 amino acids. Gene Ontology annotation, cellular component: BRCA1-BARD1 complex; BRCA1-A complex. Gene Ontology annotation, biological process: protein K6-linked ubiquitination. Gene Ontology annotation, molecular function: ubiquitin-protein transferase activity; protein binding. NCBI's taxonomy places the organism in Eukaryota, Viridiplantae, Streptophyta, Magnoliopsida, Poales, Poaceae. The transcript has 6 exons.